GCGAGAAUCGACCAAUCGACGACGUUGAGCCAACGGACCGCGAAUUGUUCUCUCCUCUCGCUCUCGCAUAGAGAGGGUUAAUGACUCAUAACUAAUGAGGGAGGAGUCGUCGGUCUGUAUUCCCGUGUUGUACAUACAUAUACACAUACGUGAUUCUUGCGGAGGAGGCGACGCUGCUGCUGCUACUGUCUUUUUAUUUCAUCCGUUACACAAAAAAUCCAUUCCUGAACUGACUACGGCAGCGUCUAGUCGAGGAUUAACUCGCCUUUUUGGAGCUCCUCGCGUUACAUUGGAUCAUAAAUGCAGUUGAACGCAUAGGACACCUCAGCACAGUUGAAUGUUCAGAAAGAGAAGCAGCGAACAAUGAUUCCAGGUGCUAACUCCAGUAGAUAGUCAUUUUUAUAAGCGAGGUGGUAAGCCACAUGUGCACAAGUCAGCAUUAUACUUUCUACCGAUAUAGUUCUUUUUAUUACCUAUGACCCUGCAAUUUGUGAAAUUGCCUCUUAAGAUUUUUGAUAUCACUUAUACCUUACAAAACAAAUCUGUCGUCAAAGCGCAGUCUCAGAUGCAAAGGAUUUAAUCGUUUACUCAUCAGUAUUUCAAAAGUGUAUUAGAAAACUUGGCUAAUAAGUCUACUAUUCCAUAAGCAUAAGGAUUUUAGAAAGAAUUGGUGCUUCUAAGCAUCAUCUUUUUACAGUUAUAUAUAUAUAUAUAUCUAAAGCUCAAAGUAAUCAGAAUGUCGUUGAGUGCAAGCGCAGAAAAUCUGCCCACUGAGAACCAGAUCAGUGGUAGUGACACCAACAUGUGCUUAGAACUUGCUUUAGAGGGUGAGCGUCUCUGCAAAGCAGGAGAUUGCAGAGCUGGAGUAGCCUUUUUCCAGGCAGCCAUACAAGCUGGUACAGAUGAUCUGCGAACUCUAAGUGCCAUUUACAGCCAGCUAGGAAAUGCUUACUUUUAUCUUGGUGACUAUGUGAUGGCUAUGCAGUACCACAAGCAUGACUUGACUCUUGCAAGAUCCAUGGGAGACAAGCUAGGGGAGGCAAAAUCCAGCGGUAACCUGGGAAAUACGCUGAAGGUAAUGGGCAAAUUCGACGAAGCGAUGAUCUGCUGCAAACGUCACCUCGAGAUAUCCAGAGAAAUAGGUGACAAGCUUAGCGAGGGCAGAGCACUGUACAACUUGGGAAACGUGUAUCACGCCAAAGGAAAACAAAACGGCCGAGUCGGACACCAGGGCCCUGGUGAAUACUCCGAGGAAGUCAAGGAAUGCUUGCAGCAAGCCGUCAACUAUUACCAAGAGAAUCUGGAGUUGAUGAAGGAACUAAGUGACUCCGCAGCUCAGGGUAGAGCGUGUGGAAACUUGGGUAACACCUACUAUCUACUCGGCGACUUCCAGAAGGCCAUCUUCUACCACAACGAGAGACUGAAAAUAGCCCGGGAAUUCGGAGAAAAAGCAGCCGAGAGAAGGGCCAAUAGUAAUCUUGGAAAUUCACACAUCUUCCUCGGCGAGUUCGAGAAAGCCGCUCAGCACUACAGACGCACACUGGUGCUCGCACAAGAGCUCGGAGAUCAGGCAUUCGAGGCUCAAGCCUGCUACUCUCUGGGAAACACCUACACUCUGCUCCGAGAUUAUUCGGCAGCAGUCGAGUACCACUUGCGACAUCUCCUGAUAGCCCAGCAGCUGAAGGACAGAGUCGGGGAGGGUCGAGCCUGUUGGUCUCUGGGCAACGCUUACUCCGCUAUGGGCAAUCACGAGCAGGCUCUCUAUUACGCCAAACUGCAUCUGCAGAUCUCCAAGGAACUGGGCGACAGCAUGGGCCAGGCUACCGCUCAGAUGAACGUCGCCGACCUCCAGAAGAUGUUGGGCAUCGAGAAGACCGACGACGACAAGAAGAAUCUCCUGAACACCGCGUCCGCCAACAUCGUAGCUUCUUCCCCUGGCAGAUAUAGACUUCGCAGACAGAGCAUGGACAACCUCGACCUCAUCAAGCUCACUCCCGACGGCAAGUCCAAGGAGCCCGAGGAGCCGUUCCGCGCCAGAGCCGGUAUGGCUCCACAGCCAUCUCAGAAGGAAGAAGAGGACGAGGAGAACUUCUUCGAGCUGCUCUCGCGCUUCCAGUCCGGCAGGAUGGACGAUCAACGCUGCGCCCUGCGCACAAACCAGAAGAAAAACAACAACGCGCUCAACCAGAACAAGGCGAGCAAUAAAGACAAGGACGAGGAGGACCUGAUGCAACUGAUCGCUGGGAUGCAGAGCAAACGCAUGGACGAGCAGCGAGUGACUCUGCCCUACCUGCCGGGGCUCAACACCACGAAGAACAAGACGCCGGUCGACUCGUCUAGCCAGUCGCUGGUUGACGACGACUCGUUCCUCGAGAUGCUCGCCAGGUGCCAGAGCUCCAGGCUCGAGGAUCAGCGCAGCUCACUGCCAAACUGCCCUAUACUCAAGGACGACGAGCAGGAGAACAACGAGAACGCAGCGUCCGGGGCUACCGUUCCGGAGGAGGAUCUGUUCGCGCUGAUUCAGAGGCUCCAGGCUGGGCGGAUGGAGGACCAGCGUGCCAAAGGCCCGAACAAGACAUAAACUGCUACGACGUCGAUGUAUAUGUGUAUAUUUCUGUACAUAACUUUAGGCUUUCUUUUACAAUCUAUAUAUGAGCGCCACAUUGUAUUUUCGUUCUCUUACUCGAUGAGUUAUCUUGCGACUUCCAGAUUAGGAUCGUGUUUUGAAAAUUAUCGUAAAGAUGUGUAACGUACAUUCACUUGGUCCAUCGAAAACGACUGAUUCAAGUGCUAUAGUAGGAAUCUCGUAGAAAGUAAAUUCAGAUUGUGAUAUCGAGGCUGUUAGCACAAUAGCAAGCCCCUUGAGAAUUCAGAAAGAAAAUUAUUACCAUCGCAUUGUGUAUUCGUCGAUACUUUUUAACAGAUCUACCGCAUGGUUCUCGUUUACUUUUUAACCGUGGGCGUUCUUUUUUUAUACUUCUACUAUAUAUUAUACUUAAAUUAUGAAUAUUUUGAUACCUUUUAUUAUUUUUUUAACCGUAGAUAUUUUAUAUGCUAGCCGUUAAGGUAUAUUUUAUUCCAUCAGUUUUAAUCCAUCAGCUAUCCGAUAAGCGCUAAUCGCGUUGUCUAUGUGUCGAUGGCUUGUAACAAUGUAACGUUCUUGUUAGAGACUCGCAGCUCGAGACUUCGUUAUUUUGUACUAUAUGACUAUUAUACACGUGUACCCGAAAUAGUAUUCGUAAAUUUUAUUCCCUCUCUCGCGGAGUAUAGAAAGCCAUUGCUUUUACGUUAUUAAAGUUUUAGAUGAAAUUUAUGAGAAAUCUUGUAGGGCAGCUUUUAGGAGCUUGACUUAGGCCGUAGAAGCUCAGCGCCGGCGUGUAAUACGAUGAAAGCUUGCAGCAGAUCCGUGUAAAUAAUCUCAGAUAUAGUGUCCUGUAAAUAGUAUUAAAAAACAAGCAGGAAAAAAUAUGAUCAAAAUAUGCCCUCUAGAAAUGAAAGAUUAUAUUAUAUGCAUAGAGUAUCCACGUUAUUAUUAUUAUUAUAUCAUAUUCUAUAACUAUCUAUACCGCCUGCGUCAACAGCAAGGAACAAAAUCAUGUAACAGCGUCAGCUUCUCUCAUCGUUCGGCCUAUAGAAUAGAUUGACGACCGAAUAAAGCGACGAGACGAAAGUGUGAACCGUCGUCGAAACUAUGUAUUAUCGAUCUUCAUCACAUAGAGAGAGCGAAGUAGCCAGGGACACAAUUCAGAGUUUGUAUAGACACACACACACAAACGUAUAUAUACAUAUAUUGUUAUAGUCGAGUGUGUAUAUCAAAGAGGCUCGCUGCGUGGAAGAGGAAAUAAAAAUUGUUAAAAACUCUCUCUUUUUUUCCUUCCUUUUUCAACGCAGAGAGCAGCCUUUGAGAGAGCCGGCGUACACAAUGGAGCCCCCCACUCGUUCUCUCUAUUUUUAAUCGAAUAUAAUUUCUCGAGUAUAUGGUCGACGCUUGUAUUCCUCCCUUUUCGUGCGUAUAGGGCGUGUAGGCUUUAAUGCGUGUGUAGAUUGUUAGCUACUUAUCGCGCGACGGGAAUAAAUAUAGCCGCUUCGCACGAAGGAACGCAUAAUAUUGUAUUUAUACUGAGAAUAUGACAGUUUAUUAAAGUGUCGAUUUUUAUUUAACUCA
Messenger RNA from Nasonia vitripennis (jewel wasp), 4165 nucleotides. RefSeq names its product G-protein-signaling modulator 2 (gene pins). NCBI's taxonomy places the organism in Eukaryota, Metazoa, Arthropoda, Insecta, Hymenoptera, Pteromalidae. Bases 737 to 2581 code for a protein of 614 amino acids. The record is from RefSeq and is a predicted model, not a curated record. Gene Ontology annotation, molecular function: GTPase regulator activity; protein binding. The transcript has 2 exons.